GUGUGGGGGUGAGAGAGAGCUGCUCUUGCCCGUGGGUAUUUAUUUUUUUAAAGGCACUUCCCAGGGCCUGGACCAUGACCACUGUGUCCACUUUUAUCUCUGUGGAAAAUCUCUGACGGGAGAUCUUCAUCUCCUUCAUGCGGCUCUUUAGCGCCCCUCGGAGAGAAAGCCCGUAAUCGCAGAUGCGUCUCCAGGGGAGGGGACGCCAUGCAUCCACUUUAAAAGGCAGGGCACCGACAGAUUUGGCACAGGGUAUCCGUCGUGACAGCGGACGCCUUACAUCGCCCCAGAUACCCAGAAAGGUGCAGAUCAUAUGCCUCAGUGGGACUGAUCGUCGCUGCCAAUGUCAAUACAGACAUACUGUGUGUAGGCUAUGGGCUAAUAAUAGACCCCCCCCACCUCCUCCUUCCCUGUCCCAGCUCAGCAUCACUCGAGGAGGGGGCACGGCUUGUUUAUGUUUGUGGGAGAGGGGAGAGAGCGAGAGAACUGGUGAUGGUUGAGGCUGAUGAUCUAAUAAGGCUUAAAAUCAUUCCUCGUUGCAUUUACUGUGAGGCAGCACCAUUCCUUACCCAUCUUUCAAGUGAGCGUCAUUCAAUUAAAAUUCAAUUCUCGUCGCCCCCCCCAUCCACGGAUAUUUAAUUAGACUGGAGAGCAGGGCUUCCACUGUAUUUAUUUCUUCUUCGGAUUUCACCUCUAAGGCAUAUUUUCACUCUGUAACUCGUUGGUUAAACAAGGGCAUGUAUCCAUUUGUUAAUUGAUACAAUUACGCAUCACGCGUAAUGGUCACGUAGGUCUCCUGGCGCGCAUCAAUCACUGGUCUAUUGACCUGCCAAACGCCCCUCCCCAUCUAAACGCUCCUGCCAGGACUGCCCCUCUCUCUAAUGAGGAAAGAUAGAAAAAACAUCAUCGUCAUUAACUUCGGGAUGGACCUCUGGCCAGAGUGCCAGAGGCAAGCGGGGGUCGACGUUCAAAAUAUAAGAGGUGCACCUGCUUUAAUUGCAAUAUAUUGUACUUAAGAGAAAUGAUCAUAAACGAAAAUCUUUAUUCACUUAAAGUACUUAAGAGACUUUUAGAGUUUUCAUGUGCGAUUCCUAUUUGCCUGGGUGGACAUUUAAAAAAAGAAAAGACAUUGUGAUCGUGAGAUAUGUUUGUGAUAACGAGUUUUUAUUUAUUCUAUUUAUGUAUUCAGCAACACAAAGGAUUUCCAAUAAUUAUCUGUGUCUUGGCAAAUCGGUGAAAUGAUUCCGUUACAAACGCCGGACAAGACUGUGUGUGUGUGUGUGUGUGUGUGCAGUGCACCUUAAGAAAGCCCCGUGUUGUUGGACGUGAUUGGCAAAGACAUUAUUCUAUCCUUGGUACCCUGCCGUUCCGGGAUUACAGUGACGUCACGCUGAUACCCUCGCAUGGAUGAAUGCUAAAGAACUAUGGAGCCACAAAUAAUAGCACAAGCAGAGUCCAUAUCUUGCAAGUCUUACGUUAUCCCUUAAGCCUCCUUCAGCUAACACAACAACAAUUUUUUUCUUUUUUUUUUGCACUUAAUGACGCUUAAUUUCAUUUCUUAUCGCGUCCUUAGGGGGGGAUUAUUCAUUCAUAUAAAACAAUCUGCAGCUGGUGCCAGCCCAAAAUCUCCCUCCUGUGAGUGAAGUCAUCUAUUAUUGAGCGAAAGGCCGUGUGUGGAAAUGUGUGUAAGACGGUGGAUUUGAAGUAGAAUUGGUUGCAAUCGAUCAAGGGGUGAAGAAUAUUGCUGAUGGGAACAAAAGAAGCAGCAAUGUCUUUCUCGCAAUUUGGAUAUCCCUACAAUGCAACUUCCCAGUUUUUCGUGUCGGCAAACCCCAGUACGACUUGCUGCGAUUCGAUUUCCAGGUCGGUGUCUGACGGGACAGGCGGCUCCCAGACCGCCGCCGCCUCCUUCUGCUGCCCGUCCUACGAGAACCGGCUCCUGGCGAGCAGCCGGACGGAGCUGAACGCUGCGCUGGGGAUGUACAGCUCGCCCUACGCCGCCGCCAGCCAGAACUACGCCAACUACUUCCCGUACAGCACCGACCCGACCUCCAUCUACUCCACUCUGAAUCCACAGUAUGACAUCAAGGACGGCACGGGCACUUUACACUCUGGCAUCAGUCAGACGGCUGCAUACUACCCGUAUGAUCAUUCACUGGGACAGUAUCAAUAUGACAGAUACGGGACAGUGGACUUUAAUGGCACAGCCAGAAGAAAGAACGCAACUCGAGAAACCACCAGCACUCUGAAGACAUGGCUGUAUGAGCACCGCAAGAACCCGUAUCCCACCAAGGGAGAAAAAAUCAUGCUGGCCAUCAUCACCAAAAUGACCCUCACGCAAGUGUCCACCUGGUUCGCCAACGCCAGGAGGCGGCUAAAGAAGGAGAACAAGAUGACCUGGUCACCAAAGAAUAAGGCCGGUGAUGACAGGAAGGAUGACCUCAAGAGCGACCAAGACUGUGUCACCAAAGAUUCUAGUGAUUGCAAGGAGGAAAAGGACCUGCACCUGAGUGAUCUGGAGGACAUGGACGGCGACGACUGUGACAAGCUGGACAGUGACAGUGAGAAAGUAGCAGCGGAUGAGCACGACAUCCAGAGGGUCAUGGCGGUAUCCGGAGGCCUCCAAAAAAGAGACUGCAGCUCCGAGCUGCAACUCAGUUUAACUAACAGCUUCCACACGUUCCCCUGUGCCGUUAAAAGCGUCGGCGCCCUCCCUCCUCUCCCCGCCGACUUCCUGGAUCCCGUUGCGUCCAAGGCUCCUUCCUUGACCGGCCCCGCAGCGGGAACCAUGUCCCUCUCCCACUUUGAAGCAACCGACAAGCCGCGGAUCUGGUCCCUGGCUCGUACGGCGGCCUCGGGGGUCUUACUGAGCCCCCAGCAGCACGGCUCCGACCCGAGGACAGGCAACUCGAUCGGGGACUGCCAGCUCCAGAGCACCAGGCUUACCGGGGCUCCGGCCGGACAGUGUGGGGGCAUGAGAGGCCUCCACGAAUCCAGCGGUGUCAGCAACACUGAGAGCCUCUUCUCUGAGGCUUCGUCCUUGCACUCCAAAGUCUACGGCACCGGCAGCUACAGUCACAAGGGCCUCCAACUGCACUGUUCAUCCUACGCUGCACUCGCAGACACAUGUCAAUACUCCAUCAUUGAAGGAUUCUCUGGCGGCAAGGCCGAGACACAGUCAUCAGACCUGAGCGAAGCCUGUGGGACCGUGCAGGAUGACAAGGUCACUGCAUUCAGGCCAGUGAUGAAGAGGUGAAGCAGAGUUCUGGAAACUGCACCACAAUAAAUAAUGGGACAUUUAUUAUGCACUAAAGGACACACUGGCCCCAGUAGGACGCAUGGGAGCUUAUACAGUACCUGGCGCCGCUGCAGUGAGGAGCUGUCAAACUGUGGACGUGGCCACCAUUUUUGCACAACGAUGUUUCUAUGGUGUUAAAGACUUUAUGCAAAAAGAAGAAGAAAAAAAAAAAAGAAUAAUUCUACAUGCAAAAAGGUACGACAAUGGCCGAAUUGAAAAGGGCCGAAUUUGUGUAUGGCAAUCGUGUAGUGUAGCAAACCUUUAUUUAUUUCUCUGGGUAUUUAUUCAUUUCGUCACGUCGUCUGUUCAUGUUGAUUAUUUAUCGUGUUUUAUGGGUUGGAUUCGUAUGUCCUUUCAAGUGUUUUUUGUUACAUGUUGCGUUCAUUUGUGGCGUCGUGUCAUUUCGCCCGAUGUAAAAGGAAGAAGGGUUUAAAGGACUGGAUCCCUGUCGCGCGUGGAGUGGAGCAUUUUCCUUUUUUUUGCCAUUGUGUUAAAAUGUGAGCUUCUCCUGUGUUUGCCAUCAAUGGCAUUUUUUUUUUUUCUUCUCUUUCUAACAAUACAACUUUGUCUUUUCUUUCCAAGAGCUCUUGGUUUUCCGUGUCACGGUUAUUGGGCCAACCGGCCAAUUAAAACAUUCGCGGAUGUGCACGUUGAUCAAAGUUUAUCAUCUCGGCUCGACGCGUAAAAAAAAGGCGCACGCAGCGCAGACGGAGCGGUCGCAAUUCAGCGGGAGGACGUGAGCGCAAUGCACAAGUUGCGGAAGAAAGGGGGACGCUGGCUCUCCAUUGUGGGCAUGUAAUCGGAAGUGGCAUCGAACACUUUGUUGCCGUGCGGGCCGAGCAGCGAGGCGGGGAUGUGGGAUGAAUGCAGCUUUGUCCCCCGUGCAGCGAGCCGCUGCGCUAACUUAACAUUGUGUUCAUUAAAAGGUCAUUUGUAGGAUCAGACCCGGCGCAGAUAUUCACAUGGUCCAUCAAAGUCCCUUUGAUUUGCCUGCUCUUGCCCGCGGUCCAUUUCAAACUUUCAAACUCUUUUCAUUUUCAAACUUUUUGCAAAAUCAAAUAGUUCCAUAACGACGAAGGGCUGCUGUGCCAAUCUCACUCCUGCCGGGAUAUUGAUUUCGACCAACUGGCGGCUGCUAAACAAGCCACAAAAAGAUUCAGUUUGACAACUCUGAAACGUGUUUUCACUUUGCAGAGCAAACGACACAGACAUCCCUCGGAUAGCUCGUCAGGCCUCAAUGC
This is a messenger RNA of Scophthalmus maximus (turbot), 4539 nucleotides long. RefSeq names its product iroquois homeobox 6a (gene irx6a). Bases 1748 to 3256 code for a protein of 502 amino acids. The record is from RefSeq and is a predicted model, not a curated record. Gene Ontology annotation, cellular component: nucleus. The transcript is spliced from 7 exons. Gene Ontology annotation, biological process: neuron differentiation; regulation of transcription by RNA polymerase II; cell development. NCBI's taxonomy places the organism in Eukaryota, Metazoa, Chordata, Actinopteri, Pleuronectiformes, Scophthalmidae. Gene Ontology annotation, molecular function: DNA-binding transcription factor activity, RNA polymerase II-specific; RNA polymerase II cis-regulatory region sequence-specific DNA binding.